Messenger RNA from Saccoglossus kowalevskii, 1478 nucleotides. Its product is annotated as forkhead box Q2-like transcription factor. The record is from RefSeq and is marked provisional. NCBI's taxonomy places the organism in Eukaryota, Metazoa, Hemichordata, Enteropneusta, Harrimaniidae. Gene Ontology annotation, biological process: regulation of transcription by RNA polymerase II; anatomical structure morphogenesis; cell differentiation. Gene Ontology annotation, molecular function: DNA-binding transcription factor activity, RNA polymerase II-specific; RNA polymerase II cis-regulatory region sequence-specific DNA binding.
AUUCCAUCACAUACUAGCCGCCAAGCUACAUCUCGGAUUCUGAGAUAUCACUCUUAUUGGUUCCUACACCCCACUUCAUCCGCAACACAGAAAAAUGUUCGAAAACAUCGAAGAUAUGGGAGAUCUGAUAACGUCGGAUUUUUGUUUGAAGAAGAACAGUUUGCCAGCGUCGGAGUUUAACCAUGUGGUGACAGAGGAAAAAGAUACAGAAGAUCUUUUCGACAAUUCAGAAAAUAUUGCCAGGGUGUUGUUGUCAUUGGAUAGGAGUAAAAGUAAGCCAAACUCGUCAGAAGUUUUCACUAGCAGCAGUAGAAAACAGACCAAUUCAGAUAGUAACCAGAGCAGCAAACCUACCCAUUCUUACAUUGCUCUUAUUUCUAUGGCGAUACUGAGCACUUCAGAGAGAAAGAUGCUGCUUUCGGAGAUCUACAAAUACAUAAUGAACAACUUUCCGUACUAUCGAAACAAGGAAAAGAGUUGGAGAAACAGCGUUCGUCACAAUUUAUCUCUGAACGAAUGUUUUAUUAAGAAUGGCCGAAGUGACAACGGGAAAGGGAACUACUGGUCUAUCCACGCAGCAUGUGAGGAGGACUUCGCAAAGGGAGAUUUUCGUCGUCGCAGAGCUAGACGCAGAGUUCGCAAAUGCCACCGGGACGAAGAGCUUAUUGCGAUGCGGACAUCGUAUGGAUAUAGCGGUUACCUAUCAAUGUCGGCACCAGACCCAUACUAUAGUAUAUCGGCCUCGUGCAACGCAUUCGUACCAAUGUCGUAUCCAUCACCGUCCAUGCUGCCAAGGGGACUCUUCAAUGUUGACAACUUCUUGCAACGAAACGACGCAUUCCCUCACCCGUUAUACGCACCAUUUACGACGCGCACUGCAAGCAUUUCAGCACCAAGUAAUACUGGUUUGACGUCAUCCCAAACUGAUUUAUUUGGUUCGAACUCACAAUUACCUUCUUGGCAAGAUACGCUUUCCAGAUUGCCAACCAAUGUGAUCGGUUAACUGCACUGUUAAUGACUGUUCAUCUAUUCAUUCAAAUUGUUAUUUACAAGAUUUGUCUUUAUUGCACAGCUACGGCGAUGCAUGCAUUGUGUGUGAUUAUGUCCCAAGAAUUGCAAUAUUUGAGAGUGUUUUAACUUGUUUUUUUUUUUUGUAAAUUUGAGUGUAUUUUCAGUUUAAAUGCAUGGAGUAACGGCCAAACCGUUGUACAAUUAUUUACAGUCGUUACAUUGAAUCAUUCAUAUUCUACCCGCUCUACUUCAUCAGUUUAAUUUGUGUGCUUUUAUUAUUUAUAUGAAAUAUAAUCAAUUGAUAUUUGUGAAUUUCUAAAACUACGCGUGAUAUGACCUGCCACCAACAUUCUGUUUGAUUUGUUUAUUACUACCCUUCCAGGUCUACUUUAUAUAAAUGAUAUGUAGUAAUUGUUUCCGUAAAUUAUAUAAUAUGUAUUAAAAUAAAUUGAUUAUUAAUUAUAAAA